AUGGCUAUGGCAAGUCGUGCUUCCCGUUCGACCAAGCUCCCGCCAGAGGUUUUUCAUUUUUUUUUGCUUUUUUUUCAUUCAAUGCUUCUUUAAAGGUUAACCGAAUGCUGUACAUCAAGAACCUCCCAUAUAAAAUCACCACUGACGAAAUGUACGACAUUUUUGGCAAAUUCGGUGCAGUUCGGCAGAUUCGAGUGUGAGUUUUUCUUUUCAUAAUUAUUUAAGUCGGAACAUGAAACUAUUUUUCAGAGGGAACACGCCGGACACCCGAGGAACUGCAUUCGUCGUUUACGAAGAUAUUUUCGACGCCAAGGCGGCUUGUGAACAUCUUUCCGGUUUCAACGUUUCAAACAGGUAAAUUCUUUGGAUUUAGUCUUUUGCUGAAUUUGAAAUGAUUUACAGAUAUCUCGUCGUCCUGUACUACCAAGCAACAAAGGCCUGGAAACGAAUGGACACUGAAAAGGUUUUUUUUAUUAACAAAUUCAUAAGUUAUUGAAAAAAAUUAACUUUUUUUCAUGAUAUAUAUUGCAAAAAAAUUAUAACUUUAUCUUUUUUUAUGCCUCUUUAAGCAACUACAUAAGCAUUCGUGUAACUUGUUUUUUUAGAAGAAAUAUUUGAAAAAUUUUUGUCCUUUUUUUAACUUUUUGAAGUACAUCAAGGCCUUUGAAAAUAAGUUUUUUUUAAACGAAAUUUUAACGAACUCGUUAAGGCGCGAGAAAAGCUGGAGAACAUCAAGGAGAAGUACGGAAUCGGUGGUGAUAUCGAGAAAGAGAAGGAGAAAAUGGGAUUGAUAACUCCAAGAAGAAAUAACUAG
This is a messenger RNA of Caenorhabditis auriculariae, 814 nucleotides long. The record is from the annotation of a GenBank genome assembly. Lineage: Eukaryota; Metazoa; Nematoda; Chromadorea; Rhabditida; Rhabditidae.